Serpula lacrymans var. lacrymans S7.9 is the source of this 1593-nucleotide messenger RNA. RefSeq lists its product as uncharacterized. The transcript is spliced from 18 exons. Bases 161 to 1528 code for a protein of 455 amino acids. The record is from RefSeq and is a predicted model, not a curated record. Lineage: Eukaryota; Fungi; Basidiomycota; Agaricomycetes; Boletales; Serpulaceae.
GUCUGCAUCUCAGUUCAUCACUGUUUCUAGUGAAGCCUCCGAGUUCUCUCUGCCAAGGGCCUCGACAGAGCCAAUCGCUCAGCAGCGUAAAGUAAAGAAAAGGAUUAUUGUAUGCUGCGACGGAACAUGGCAGGAUGGAGUUAUCGUGAAAGAACGAUGGAUGUAUACUAACAUUCUCAAACUCUCUCGAGCUCUCAAUCAUGUUGACGAACGGCCCGAUUUUCCCAUUCCACAAAUCGUAUUUUACCAGACGGGUGUAGGGAGCGAGCCCAAUCUUUACUCGGAAUACGUGCAAGGUGCUACCGGAUAUUCUCUUGUCGUCAAAGUUCAAGAAGCAUAUGCUUUUAUUGCACAAAAUUUCCAUCCUGGAGAUGAGAUAUAUUUGUUCGGAUUUUCUAGGGGUGCUUACACCGCACGUAUGAUAGCAAUGAUCAUCGGAGCCAUCGGUGUCCUGAACCGUACUGAUAUGGAUAAUUUUGCCGAUAUCUUCGUGUCGUAUCAAAAGUUAGGAAAACUCAAGGAUGGUGCAGAGAAGACAGCUUUACAAAAAAAGCUUGACCCUUGGUUAUCUCAUGACGCUCCUGGAAAAAAACGAGCCGACUCCGACCAAGACACGUUUUCAAUCAAAUGUGUUGGCGUUUUCGACACAGUUGGUUCUCUGGGUUUGCCUGAAGAGUUGACGCACCAUGCACCAUCGACUAAGUCCCUCUUUGGGUUCUCUGAUACUUUCCUUGGAGAGCAUAUCGAGCGCGCAUAUCAAGCCCUUGCAUUAAACGAAACUAGGGCAGACUUUAAUUGUGCGAAAUUUGACCAGACAACAGGUGGUCGCAAAAAGGGUCAGGUUCUUAAGCAGUGUUGGUUUACUGGUUCUCACUCUGAUAUUGGUGGAGGCUGGCACGAUCAUGAUCUCUCUGAUUUGACCCUCACUUGGAUGGUGGCAAACAUCGAGGACAUGUUGUCAGUUGACAUGACGUACAUUAAAUCAUUACCGGACCCGGUGGCACUCUGGGGAGAACAGCAGCCACACGACCCGCGGACAGGUAUUUUCAUCUUAUCAGACAAAAUUAGUCGAACACUGCCCACGAAGACUGACGACGUCACACACGAAACUAUUCAUCCCUCGGUGUUACGCCAGGCGCAUAUGCUUCCUCAAUUACAGAAAAACAUUGAUGAAGACCCUGCCCUCGUUUGUCAGCUCUUACCUUUCGAGCAGGAGAUGAGGGAACACUGGCCAUAUGUUCCGGGAAAAUAUGAUGCGAAGCAGUCCAGAGGGUCUGCUCAAGUGAUAUCGGUCACCUCUGCAAAAAAAGAUUUCUUAUGGAGCAGUACGAAGGAGGUAGUAUCCGUCGGGGCUCAGCUAGGUCAAGAGCUCUUCAGGGAGGUUCGUCAGACAACCACGACUACUUCGGGAGGGGACAAUGCACAGGCAUCUCAUGGCUCUAGCUGGUUCGCGCAGAUUGCUCAUGAAUCCCAUGUCGGAGCUAUCAUCAAGGAGUUUUCUGGUUCUCAAACGACCCCUAAACAUUGAGUAAUAGCUAAAAGUUGAUGGCUGUAUUUUAUACUUUCAAUUAAGAUGAUCUUAUUAUCUUGAAU